Messenger RNA from Entelurus aequoreus (snake pipefish), 3551 nucleotides. RefSeq names its product GTPase IMAP family member 9 (gene gimapl). Bases 87 to 872 code for a protein of 261 amino acids. The transcript is spliced from 2 exons. The record is from RefSeq and is a predicted model, not a curated record. Gene Ontology annotation, molecular function: GTP binding. NCBI's taxonomy places the organism in Eukaryota, Metazoa, Chordata, Actinopteri, Syngnathiformes, Syngnathidae.
GUGACGUCACCGAGCAGAAAGAGGAAACUUCCGCACUUUAGCGGAGGCGAUUGUCCAAACCUUCGAAGUUUCCCAGUCGCAACGUUAUGGAAGCGAACAGUCUCGAUCAAACUGGCGGGACUGGAGAUGGUAAAGGCGGCCAAGAGAAAGUCUCCAAGGUCUUGACCGAGCUGCGUCUUGUGGUUGUGGGCUGGAGGUGGCCCGGCAAGAGCCUGACGGCCAACACCAUUUUGGGCCGGGAGGAGUUCCGCUUGGAGCGUGCGGCCGAGUUCUGCGUGACCAGGCAGACGGAGGCGCAAGGUCGGCAGGUGACGGUGGUGGACACGCCCGGCUGGUACUCCACGCAGACCACGCCGCUGUCCUACAAGAAGGAGAUCACCCGAGGAGCCACCCUGUGCCCGCCCGGCCCGCACGCCUUCCUGCUGGUCAUCCCCGUCGGUAUGUUCACCGAGGUGGACCGCGCCCGCAUCGAGGAGCACGUGGGCCUGUUUGGCGAGCGCGUGUGGCGGCACACCCUGGUGGUGUUCACCUGGGCCGAGGUGCUGCGGAAGAUCUCCAUCGAGAGGUACAUCCGCCGCGAGGGCGCCGAGCUCCAGUGGGUCCUGGAGAAGUGCAAGCACAGGUACUUUGUCAUCGACAACUGCGUGUUCGAAGAGCAAGCUCAGGUCGGACGCUUGAUGGAGAAGGUGGAGAAGAUGGUCGCCGACGAAGGCGGCCACUACGUCCCGGACCAGGAGGAGGCAGACCCGCCGCCGACCCCCCUGGAUGAGAACCAGAACCCCACUAGGGAUGCGCGGGAGCUGGGUGCCAAGCCCAAACUUGCCUCUGACGUGACUUUACCCCAAGAGGUGGCGCCGCUUUCCACCGAGUGACGCUAACGUUGGGUUAGCAACGCUAUGUUAGCACCGCUAGUUAGCACUGUUGUCACUUUGUCUUUCUGAUCACAAUAUUAGAAAAAGACAUGGACCAAAAUGUCAUCCACUUCUUUUAUUUCUUGUUGUACUUCACCAAGAUGUCCGUCGGGCUACAGCAAAGAACGUCUUUGUCGUGAUAAACAGUUACCAUAUUUUUCGGACUAUAAGUCGCAGUUUUUUUCAUAGUUUGGCCGGGGGUGCGACUUAUACUCAGGAGCGACUUAUGUGUGAAAUUAUUAACACAUUACCGUAAAAUAUCAAAUAAUAUUAUUUAGCUCAUUCACGGAAGCAAAUGUCAGCAAUCGUCACGCACACGUCAACCAAUAAAAAUUAUGCGGGGGCGGGUCAUAACACAAGUGCAUUGUGGGUCAUGAUAGCGGUGUAUUGUGAAAAAAAAAGAUGCUACAUGCUACUACGUCCGUACCUAGGAAAAUGGAUCAUUUCAACAUUGGCGGUAACUUAUAAAAACUGAGAAGGGCUGAACAAAAAUGGCAACGAAAAGAAAAUCAUAUACUGCAGAUUACAAGCUGGACGUAGUGAAAUAUGCAGCAGAGAACGCCGAUCGAGCAGCAGAAAGAAAGGACAUACCAGAGGCCACACCGGGGAGGAAGAUUUCAUGGGAUUUAGCGAUUAGGAGUGACAGAUUGUUUGGUAAACGUAUAGCAUGUUCUAUAUGUUAUAGUUAUUUGAAUGACUCUUACCAUAAUAUGUUACGUUAACAUACCAGGCACGUUCUCAGUUGGUUAUUUAUGCCUCAUAUAACGUACACUUAUUCAGCCUGUUGUUCACUAUUCUUUAUUUAUUUUAAAUUGCCUUUCAAAUGUCUAUUCUUGGUGUUGGCUUUUAUCAAAUACAUUUCCCCCAAAAAUGCGACUUAUACUCCAGUGCGACUUAUAUAUGUUUUUUUCCUUCUUUAUUGUGCAUUUUCGGCCGGUGCGACUUAUACUCUGAAAAAUACGGUAGUGCCUAUAGUCUCGCUAGAGCACAGUCAGCAUUCUUCGUGAAAAGACUGAACAUUUUUGCACUGUUGUUGAUUUGAUGGAGAAUGUUGUAGAACAGUGGUUCUCAAAUAAAUACCACCAUGGCUCUCCAUGUACCGCCUUAAUGACCAGCAUUCAAAUACAGUAGCGCAGUAGGCCUACCUGUUCAUCAAAAACACGGUCGAGGUUUUCUUUAACGAGUACAUUUAAUAUUAGCCACUGAUUUGAACACUAACACCGUGUUUGAAUAUAGGAAAGUCAAACUUAAAUUAACCUCUAAAGCAGGCCUGGGCAAUUAUUUUGACUCAGGGGCCAAAUUUAGAGAAAAAAAAUGUGUUUUGGGGCCGGUAUAUCUAUUUAUAGGAAGACUAAUACAAAACCUCACAAUAAUGUCUGAUUGAAUGCUAAAAACGUUAUGACAGACCGCCUUAAAGAAAGGAAUGGAAUUUUAUUUUUUUUUACUGAAUGAGACACCCAGAAUGUACAUGAAAAUAAAGAAUGUGGGAUUUACAAUAUUAACUAUGACCGAUAAAACACUGAAUAUUGACAACAUAUGAACGUCACGCCCACUCUCCGUCGACAUAUUUUACAAUCAAGCGAAAUGCAACAAAACAGCGAAAUAUGAACGCGAAGGGUACAAAUAAACCCACCUACAAUCUGACAUAUCUGAUAUAUCACUAAACUUUAGAACUUUGUUGUGAAAAUCUCGUACCGCGUCUGUCCCUGACACCCGAAUUUCAGGCUGACACUCUGUGGAAACGCUCCUCCACCCACACUGCUUGGUGCCUGCUGUGACUUAGAUUACCAUAGUAACUAGAAUAUAUAAAUAAAUCGAAAUUGAAUAUCAUGCAAAAGCGCAGAUUCCAAGCAUUGAAAUACUUUGUAUAGUUCAAGACUUACGGUCAUUUGAAAACAUUUGGGAAUGUCCGGCGGGCCAGAUUGAAAAGCUUAACGGGCCGCAUGUGGCCCCCGGGCCUUAAUUUGCCCAGGUCUGCUCUAAAGGCUUAGUGGCCACAUGCGUGGACAGCACCUUUUAGCUCUUAUUUCCAAAAUUGUGUAUACUACUGAAUUGGGGUCUUAUGGCCGCUUAUGUGGACACUUAUACUGCCACCUGGUGGUGUCAGAAGAGUAUAACAUACAAUGGAAUAUGGAAAAAAAAGUGUAAAAAUAAGAAUUAGCAUGUCACUAAACAUGAAGUACACAAACGUGUACUUAUGGACUAAGUACAUCAUAUCAAAAGAUGAUUCUUAGUUUUUAUUCUAAUUAGGGUCCAAUAAGUCCAAAUAGCAAAGAGAAAAAAGAAAAAAAAGCAUGUAAACACACAGCUUGGGCUUUAAGAGAUUAAGUGAUUCUUUGGCCCGAGCACCACCGGUUUGAGAAUCACUGUUCUAGAAGUUCUUCCACUCUGACAAAUUGUAUCUUUAUUCUGUGAUUUGUAUGUUUUAUUGAGGGUUUGAACGGGGGGUGAAAGCAACACAACUUAAAGUCAAAGAAACUGUUUGUUACAUGAUGUUCACUAACAUAAUGUGUAAAGUGACAUUUUUGGGAUACUGUUCGAGUCCUGCAUUCCGUUCAGCCAAGACUUGGCAGUGGACUGAUCGGGUGUUACUGUAGAAAGGUUCAACUGGUGACCAAAUACUAAAUAAACACACUUAAA